Molecule: messenger RNA, 438 nt
Organism: Penicillium angulare
Lineage: Eukaryota; Fungi; Ascomycota; Eurotiomycetes; Eurotiales; Aspergillaceae
Product: AP-2 complex subunit sigma
Exons: 5
Coding region: 1-438 (145 amino acids)
Biological process (GO): clathrin-dependent endocytosis; protein transport
Cellular component (GO): AP-2 adaptor complex; intracellular membrane-bounded organelle
Molecular function (GO): clathrin-cargo adaptor activity
Source: RefSeq, a predicted model, not a curated record
AUGGUCUUGUCAUUUAUUCUCGUUCAAAAUCGCCAGGGCAAAACGCGCCUGGCGAAAUGGUACGCUCCGUACAGUGAUGAAGAGAAGGUGAAGCUUAAGGGCGAGGUCCAUCGCCUCGUCGCUCCUCGAGAUCAAAAAUACCAGUCCAACUUUGUUGAAUUCCGGCGCAGUACGAAAGUAGUCUAUCGAAGAUAUGCGGGGCUGUUCUUUUGUGUUUGCGUGGAUGCCAAUGAUAAUGAGCUCGCGUACCUGGAGGCUAUUCACUUUUUCGUGGAAGUGCUGGAUCAAUUCUUUGGGAAUGUGUGUGAAUUAGAUCUUGUAUUCAAUUUCUACAAGGUCUACGCUAUCCUGGACGAAGUAUUUCUCGCUGGCGAGAUUCAAGAGACUAGUAAGCAGGUUGUGCUCACGCGACUGGAGCAUUUGGAUAAACUCGAGUAA